CGCGGCCUGCGCCCCGGCUGCCCCGCGCAGCCCCGCCGCUCUGCCGGGGGCCCGGCCGGCCUGUCCGCGGCGCUGCUGCGCACCGAGAGCUUCGUGGGCGGCCGCUGGCUCCCGGCCGCCGCCGCCUUCCCCGUGCACGACCCGGCCAGCGGCGCCCAGCUGGGCUUGGUGGCCGACUGCGGGGUGCCCGAGACCCGCGCCGCGGUGCGCGCCGCCUACGAGGCUUUCUGCAGCUGGAGGGGCGUCUCGGCCAAGGAGAGGAGUUCAUUACUUCGGAAAUGGUACGACUUAAUGAUGCAAAAUAAGGAUGACCUUGCCAAGAUCAUUACAGCUGAAAGUGGGAAGCCGCUGAAGGAGGCGCAGGGGGAAGUUGCCUAUUCCGCCCUUUUCCUAGAGUGGUUUUCAGAGGAGGCCCGCCGCGUCUACGGAGACGUCAUCUACACCCCCGCCAAGGAGAAGCGGGCGCUGGUCCUGAAGCAGCCCCUCGGGGUGGCCGCGGUCAUCACGCCGUGGAAUUUCCCCAGCGCCAUGAUCACCAGGAAGGUGGGGGCCGCCCUGGCCGCCGGCUGCACCGUGGUGGUGAAACCCGCCGAGCACACGCCCUUCUCCGCCCUGGCCCUGGCCGAGCUCGCGGACCAGGCUGCAAUUCCUCCCGGCGUGUACAACGUCAUUCCCUGCUCCAGAGCGAAGGCCAAGGAAGUAGGAGAAGCACUUUGUACUGACCCUCUGGUGUCCAAAAUCUCCUUUACUGGCUCAACAGCUACCGGAAAGAUACUGCUGCACCACGCAGCUGGCUCUGUGAAGAGGGUCUCCAUGGAGCUGGGCGGCCACGCCCCGUUCAUCGUCUUCGACAGUGCCAACGUGGACCAGGCUGUCGCGGGAGCCAUGGCAUCCAAAUUUAGGAACUCUGGACAGACUUGCGUUUGCUCAAACCGUUUCUUGGUGCAAAGGGGUAUCCACGAUUCCUUUGUGAAGAAAUUUGCCGAGGCAAUUAAAACGAACCUGCAUGUGGGUAAUGGAUUUGAGGAGAGAACUACUCAAGGCCCAUUAAUUGAUGAAAAGGCAGUAGAAAAGGUAGAGAAACACGUGAAUGACGCAGUGUCCAAAGGCGCCACCGUUGUGACAGGCGGGAAGCGACACCAACUUGGAAAAAACUUCUUUGAGCCCACACUGCUCAGCAAUGUCACCAGGGACAUGCUCUGCUCUCACGAAGAGACGUUUGGGCCUCUGGCACCAGUUAUCAAGUUCGACACAGAGGAGGAGGCUGUGGCGAUCGCUAAUGCAGCUGACGUCGGGCUGGCAGGUUAUUUUUACUCUCAAGACCCAGCCCAGAUCUGGAGAGUGGCGGAGCGGCUAGAAGUGGGCAUGGUGGGCGUGAACGAGGGACUGAUCUCCUCUGUGGAGUGUCCUUUCGGCGGGGUGAAGCAGUCUGGCCUCGGGAGAGAGGGGUCCAAGUACGGCAUCGACGAGUACCUAGAGCUCAAAUACGUGUGCUUCGGGGGCUUGUAGGACUCGUCAGUGCUUUAAAAAAUAAAAAAAGGAAGCUGACGUGCA
This is a messenger RNA of Panthera uncia (snow leopard), 1554 nucleotides long. RefSeq names its product aldehyde dehydrogenase 5 family member A1 (gene ALDH5A1). The transcript is spliced from 10 exons. Gene Ontology annotation, molecular function: succinate-semialdehyde dehydrogenase (NAD+) activity. Gene Ontology annotation, biological process: GABA catabolic process. The annotation marks the transcript as partial. The record is from RefSeq and is a predicted model, not a curated record. NCBI's taxonomy places the organism in Eukaryota, Metazoa, Chordata, Mammalia, Carnivora, Felidae.